Molecule: messenger RNA, 7174 nt
Organism: Onychomys torridus (southern grasshopper mouse)
Lineage: Eukaryota; Metazoa; Chordata; Mammalia; Rodentia; Cricetidae
Gene: Slc38a9
Product: solute carrier family 38 member 9
Exons: 15
Coding region: 206-1885 (559 amino acids)
Biological process (GO): amino acid transmembrane transport
Molecular function (GO): amino acid transmembrane transporter activity
Source: RefSeq, a predicted model, not a curated record
GCCCGGCGAGCCUAGGACUCCAUCCCCCGCCAGCCCCCGCGGCUUAAGCCGUUUGCCUCUUCCUGUUUCGGGGACAAGUCGCCCGACGGCCGCCAACUGCGAGGUCUGCGAAGGGGUCUUUGCCUCCUGAUCGGGUUUUCCGAGGUAGAAGGAUUUGGCCUGCUGAGGACUAACUUCCUCAGUGCCUAGAAUCUAUCUGAGAAAAAUGGCAAAUGUGGAUAGUGAUUCUAGGCAUCUUAUCCCUGAGGUAGAAAAUGAAGUAAGUCCUGGACCUAUGAAUAUCCAGUUUGAUUCUUCAGAUCUAAGAUCUAAGAGGCCUUUCUAUAUAGAGCCUACAAACAUCGUCAAUGUGAAUGAUGUCAUUCAGAGGGUUAGUGACCAUGCCUCUGCUAUGAACAAGCGGAUUCAUUACUACAGCCGGCUCACCACUCCUGCAGACAAGGCACUGAUUGCUCCAGACCAUGUAGUUCCAGCCCCAGAGGAAUGCUAUGUGUAUAGUCCACUGGGCUCUGCCUAUAAACUCCAGAGUUACACCGAAGGCUACGGUAAAAAUACCAGCUUGGUAACUAUCUUCAUGAUCUGGAAUACCAUGAUGGGGACGUCCAUACUGAGUAUUCCUUGGGGCAUAAAACAGGCUGGAUUUACUACUGGAAUGUGUGCCACCGUGCUGAUGGGCCUUUUGACACUUUAUUGCUGCUACAGAGUGGUGAAGUCACGGAGUUUGAUAUGCACAUCGGACACAACUACCUGGGAAUAUCCAGAUGUCUGCAAACAUUAUUUUGGCUCCUUUGGACAAUGGUCAAGUCUCCUUUUCUCCUUGGUGUCUCUCAUUGGAGCAAUGAUAGUUUAUUGGGUGCUUAUGUCUAAUUUUCUUUUUAAUACUGGAAAGUUUAUUUUUAAUUUUAUUCAUCACAUUAAUGAUACAGACACUAUACUGCGCACUAAUAAUAGCAACCCUGUGAUUUGUCCCAGCGCUGGGAGUGGCAGCCACCCUAACAACGGCUCCAUGAUUCUCUCCAACGACACAGAGGUCCAGCAGUUUGAGAAGUGGUGGAGUAAGUCCAAGACGGUGCCCUUGUACCUGAUAGGGCUCCUCUUGCCCCUGCUCAACUUCAAAUCGCCGUCGUUUUUUUCCAAAUUUAAUAUCCUAGGUACAGUGUCCGUCCUCUAUCUGAUUUUCCUUGUUACCUUGAAGGCUAUUCGCUUAGGAUUCCAUCUGGAAUUUCACUGGUUUGUGCCAACAGAAUUUUUUGUACCAGAGAUAAGAUUUGAGUUUCCACAGCUGACUGGAGUGCUUACUCUUGCUUUCUUUAUUCACAAUUGUAUUAUCACACUCUUGAAAAACAACAAGAACCAAGAAAAUAACGUGAGAGAUCUGUGCAUUGCUUAUAUGCUGGUGACACUGACUUAUCUCUAUAUUGGCUUCCUGGUCUUUGCCUCAUUUCCUUCACCUCCAUUAUCCAAAGAUUGUAUUGAGCAGAACUUCUUAGACAACUUCCCUAGUGGGGACAUCUUGUCCUUCAUUGCAAGGAUCUUCCUGCUGUUCCAGAUGAUGACUGUCUACCCACUCUUAGGCUACUUGGCUCGUGUUCAGCUCUUGGGCCAAAUCUUCGGUGACAUUUAUCCUAGCAUUUUCCAUGUGCUGAUUCUUAAUUUAGUUAUUGUGGGAGCUGGAGUGACCAUGGCCUGUUUCUACCCAAACAUAGGAGGGAUCAUAAGGUACUCAGGAGCAGCGUGCGGCCUGGCUUUCGUGUUCAUAUACCCUUCUCUCAUCUAUAUAAUUUCCCUCCACCAAGAAGAGCGUCUGACAUGGCCUAAAUUAGUCUUUCACGUUUUCAUCAUCAUUUUGGGCCUGGCGAACCUGAUUGCUCAGUUUUUCAUGUGAAAACUGCCCUCUCGAGAUUCCUCCUGGUAUCUGAACCUUGGCAACGGUUCUGCAUAAAGAACUUGAAAAUGCUGUCAUUGCUGUAAUUCUAAGUGUUUUCCCGAGAUAACCGAGAGCAAGGGGAAGGAUGGUCUGCCGAUAACUCUUUUUGUAGUGGAGCGGGGAGGGAGCGGUGUGGAUAGCAGGAGCCCUCUACCUUUCUCAGUGACCCCCGUUCCCACACAUCCUAGUAGAAAUACAGAAGGAGCCAUACUGACUUUUCUGUUGAUAAGUAGAAGGUAGGUAGGUGUGCUUUGCCUACAGCACGGAAUCUCAGGGGUCCUGGGGCGGGGCGGCCUGUGGCCAGACCCUGGCUCUGCCUCAAUGUGUCUCUUCUGCUUUCUCACUUGCUGAACCUUUUCUACAGUUUACUCAAACCUCUGCUGUUUCAAACAGUAAAACAAAUACCUCAUUUUAAAAGAAGUUUCCAUGGCAUCAUUAUUAAUUGACUGAAUUCCUAACUAAAUACUUAAUCUGAAAAAGUUUUAAACAGUAUCCGUCCACCAGAAAAUGCAUGCGAAAUGAGGCCAGAGGGGUAGUUGGUACGUGUCGGUGAGCACUCAGAUGGUGGAGGUAAGAGGAUCCCGGGUUUAGGUCAUUCUCAGUUUCGUGGCCAGUUUGGAACCAGUGUGACUAUCUAUAUACAGCCUUGUCUCAAGACAUCAAAAGAAAAUACGUGUCAGAUAAACUUGGGCACAGUUUGUUGCUGUCUGUCUCUUAAUUCUAACCCAGUUCCCGGGACCUAGAUUGAGGUUACAGUUCCCAAGCCAGGUCUUGCACAUAACAAAAGCAGUUGUCCUCAUAGACCGAGGGAGAAAGCGUGAGCAGAGAAGGCAGUGUAUGAGGCUCUGCAGAAGAGAAAGGGCCUGGCUAGGAAGGGUGGGACUGUGCUCAGUGUAUCCCGAGUCUCUCUGGUUCAGAUCUGACCCCCAGGAGCAGAUACCAUCUACCUGCUCCUAUAACGAACGAAAAGUUAGGCCUCCCCAAGAAAACCUUGGGUCUGACAAGAAGAUUGAGAAAGCCAGGUUCUUAGAGUUAACAUCCCAUUUCCCUUCUGAACUAAAAGCUGAACCAGAAUCCAGAUGUCUGUCUUCCAUGUAACACGGUCUGUGUUCCACCCACAACUACUAACAUUUAGAGCUCUUUAAUUUGGGGCUAAAUUGUUUAAAAUGCAUCCUGAUUUCACUUCCCAGGACAGUGUGCAGAUUUGUGUCAUGUCCUUCCUUUGAGAAAAAGAAGACAAAAAAAAGGUGAAAUGGUUUUUAUAAAUCUAGUGAGGAGCUCCAGAUUUAAGACCAGCUUUAAUUUCUAUCAGCAUAGUUUAACAUCCUGUUGGAGUUACAGGUCUGUUUCUAAGAAGCUGUCAUUCCUAACACUUUAAAGUCUCAUUACGAGAACUGUCGAGCACAUACACAAAUAGAAUAAUAUGGAAAACUCCUAUACACCCAUCCCCGAGUCUAGUAAUUGCAGACUUAGCUGAAUUUGCUUUACCUGCUCUCUCCUGCCUUUUUCUUUUCUACUGACAUAUUUAAAAACCAAUCUCAGACAUUAUGUCAUUUCAUUUCUACGAAUCUUAAUAUCCAGCUAAUAGUCGGAACUUUGAACCUAGUCACAUUCAUCAUGGAGCUGGUCUCAAAAGCUCUGGCUAGCAGAAAUGGCCGUAGAAGUCAUGUUGCAGGGGUAAAUGCCUUUGUGCUCAGGGGAACUCUGGAACCUCAGACGGAGAGUCAUGUUCUGUAAAGAGGCAUUUGCUUCAAAGCUGGGUGCUUUCAGGGCUGUUCCUGACUUAAUUCUCUGUGUGUUCGUAGUAGUUUCUUUUGUCUUUGAGAACUUUAGAAACAGUUUUCAUUGCUUUCCCCCAAAGGCAUUGCUGAAUGUUUUAACUCGUCAGAGAUGUGUUAUGCUUUAAUAAUCAAAGAUGAUUGGGUAUGUGUUUUUGCCUAUAAAAGGAAUAUGGCAAGGGAUGCUACUCUCCGAACAAAAAGUAUGGAUUUAUGCUUUUGUUUUCUUAAAGAGAUUUGAUCAUUUAGACCUCCUGAUGCCCUGUAGACAGCUCCUUAGUCUCUUCAUGAGACUCUUUUGCCUGUCACUUGGCUUAGUCAGAUUCUACAUGAGUGUGAGUGUCCUGGCUUAUGAGCGUGACUCGAUAGGAACACACGCGCAGUUAAUCUGACUUUCUCUCCGCUCUCAUCUCUUUGAACUUUCUAAUUAAACUGCUUUCACUUUUUGCUCUGAUGUGGUUAGCCUUUGAAUUUAACUUCUUUAACCCCCAGCCAAGGAUACUAAAAUUUUAAAGAAGUUGUUUAGAGAGAUCUCCCUUAGAAAUAAAUCCUAUGGAUCUAUUUGGGCUAUGCUAAUAUUAAACCAGAAAGGGAAAAAUGGAGAUAAGUUGUAUACCUAUGGGUGAUCAUGCCAAGUCACUGCCGUUGGCAUAUUCCAAAAGUGUGCUUGGAAUAGGACUAAAUGUGCCACUGAAAGAGACUGUCUGAAGGGAAAUACUGCAUUUACAUUAAAUGUGUCAUAGAAAUGUCUGCAGCUACUGGCUGCAGCAGAGGGCCUGUUUUCUGCUUCUACUUGAAACUUACCAAGAAAACGUUUGUGUGCUUUUAAUUAUCAUAUCCAUAAUUGUUCUGUGUAAAUAACUGAAUAGUCAACAAUGUGCAUUACUUUGGAGAAGCUUAAAGACGUGUAAGACAGUGUGCCCGUCCUAAAGGGACUUUGAUCUAGUGAAGAAACAGUGUAUUCAUUGGCACACAGGGCAGUGUUGGGGACUGUUGGAACAGUGUGGCAUUCUGGGGAGGGACGGCAGAUGAAGAGGAACUGUCCAGAGGCACAGGACCAUUUUCAAUUGGUCCUCUCCUACUUUCCAGCAUUAUGUUCACUGCACUCACCAACAACUACAAUGAUAUGUUACAUGCAUUUCCUUUUAUUGGGGCAGGUUUCCUCUUAAACAUAUUUUGUAACAUUCAAUUGCUUCUUUAUGCUAUUAUUUCCUCUUCCUUAUUAUCAUUGAAGUAUUUAACUCCUAUAGCUCUUGGACAGAAAGCAUAAUUGAUUAAUAUGAGAUGUAACUAGUCAUACACUGGGUGCUAUAAACAGAUUCUAUAAACUUUUCAAAUUUUUAAUUUCUUUAAAUAUGAAUAUUCAAAAUGUCAAAUGUUUACAUUCAUUGAUGUACAAGUGUUUCGCUUUGUUUCUGUUACCAUGAUAAAAUACUAUGACCAAAAGCAGGAGUCUAUUUUGGCUUACGGUACCAAAGAGGAGAGUCCAUAAUGGCCAGGAAGGCAUUCGAGCAGGGCUGGCAAAUUACAUUUCACCUGCACACAGGGAAGCAAGAGGGCAAACACUGAGUGUGGAGAGGUGUAAACUCACAGCCCACCCGCUGUGGCACACCUUCUCCAGCCGUGCUUCAUUUCCUGAAAGUUCCAGGACCUCCCCAAACAAUGGCUCCCCAGACUAGUUGAGGGCCAAGUGCUCAGACUCAUAAGCCCGUGGGGAGACUUCUCACUGAAACCCCCACCAUUGAUAAUAGCGGAGACUAUCAUGCUGUGUUUUUCCUUACCCAGUAUUGACAUGUUGCUUUUUAGAAGUUGGUGGUGAUUUGGGUUUUGUGUUUAACUUGACUUCCCACCAACUUGAAUGUCCCAAAACAAAUCCAAGUCUAGUUGGUGCCUAACAAGAGUGUGUCACUAGUCUGUGAUACAAAGUGAAAUGAAUCCCUGAUUUCACACACACUGACCCGGGUGGCCCACUUUCGCAGUCGGCCGCCAACUUCACUUAAGAUUGUAUAAACACAUAUUGUAAAACAGCUCUGAAUGGAACCUCAGAAUCCAAACAGUAUUCUCUGAUAUAUGAUUUGUCUUUUUAUAGAAAAAAAAAGAAAUUAAAUCAAAAUUAUUUUGAAGACAAGUAUCUCUGGGAUUUUGUUUAGUAGAAUUUGGCUAGGAAAUACUAUCGCCUCCUAACACUGGCCACAGGCAGAAGCAGCUAGGUUCCACAUUUCUCAAGUGAUUGUGCCUGUCUCAUGUCACAAGUUUUCCUUAAAGUCCUGAUUUUCUAGGAAGGCAUACAUCACAUUAACUGAAAUCUAAGGUGACCUUCCCCGUAAACUAUGGCUCUUUAGGUAAGUGUUGCCCAGUUUCUGGCCUAAAGCUCUGGAAAAGUCAUACUUUCCAAAACCUUUUAAGCUAAUAAAGGACCCUGAUUUUCUGGCUUCUUUAAGUAAAAUUACUUUUUGCCCCCGUCAAAUAUUAUUAUUUUUUCUUGAUUUCCUAAUUCUUUGAAAAGUUAAGACUGUUUUAAAAAUUUAAAAAUGCCACUCUGUUUAUCUCAGACUGUGCCUCAUAGUCUAGUCCCAGAGUAGGAAUGUGGAGGUUCCACUCUGACAUUCCCCUCUGACUCUCAAUCCCAAACAGUCCAGUAAUGUUUAGUCAUAGCAGGCCUCGGGAUGCACUUGUUCAAUUAGUCAAGAUUCCACUUAAAUGGAAAGUCAUAUUAGAUGCUAUUAUCUAGGGUUUUCUUACAUACUUCUCCCCCAAAAUAAUGCAAGGACUGGAGGUGCAGCUUAGUGGUACAACAUUUGCCUAGCAAGCAUGAGGUCCUGGGUUUGAUCCCAGCAUUACAAAAAGAAAAAAAAAAAAAAAAUUGGGUCAGUCAGUAUCCAGAUUAAUCAUUCAAUACUUAAGUACUUACUGAAUACCUGACCUUGUGUUAAGCACUGAGCAUACAGUGGUGAACUGGCAAGGUGUGGCCUGGCAGUUCGGCAUCCUUUGUCCACCCUUCUGACCCAGCAACUGAAUCACCUUCCUUAGGUGCCAGGAAGUGGCCGGCUUCUGCCCUCUUGGUGCUCUGUCUCUGUGGAGUGCUGUGGCAUGUAAUGUGAGGAGCUGGGUGAAGAAGCCAAUGGGAUUAGUGAGUUGUGUCCUUCUGCGUAAAACGCUCCCCCAUCCCAUGUUAAUUAUAGCACUUAAAUUAUCUGCACAAAACCAGAAGGUCCCGUAGAAGAACAAAUGACCUGUUGAGGGGAUGGAGUUCUGGGUGAGUCACUUCCCAUGUUGCUUUAUUAUUUGUAUAACAAAUUUUCCCUUAAGCAAUGUCUAAGAUAAAUCAUGGCAAUGGUUUGUAGAAAUAUGUGUACACGCUGCUACAAUGGAAGGUGCCUGCCUACUAUGAAUCUUUAAUAUAGAUAAGAUAGAUACCUUUUAAUAUAUUAUUAUUAUCAUUAUUAUUAUUAUUAUUUAGACUCUUGUA